Camellia sinensis is the source of this 636-nucleotide messenger RNA. The record is from RefSeq and is a predicted model, not a curated record. NCBI's taxonomy places the organism in Eukaryota, Viridiplantae, Streptophyta, Magnoliopsida, Ericales, Theaceae.
AUGAGGCGGUCAUUGUUUGUUAGUAUCUUACAUGAUAUUCAACAAGUGAAUGAGUACUUCAUUCAAACUCAUGAUGCCACUGGUGCUCCUGGAUUAUCCGGUAUACAUAAGAUAACUAUAGCACUUCGGAUCCUGCAGUACGGCAUGCCUGCUGAUGCUGUAGACGAGUACAUUAGAAUUGGUGAAAGUACUGCAAUUGUCGCCUUAAAUUUUUUUACCAGAUCAAUUGUUACUACCUAUGAAUCCUGUUGGGAUAAAUGUCCAAGUGCCCAAACCGGAGCUUACACUGGAUACUAUCACAAACCAACAGUUGUACUCGAGGCAAUUGCCUCCUAUGACUUGUGGAUUUGGCAUGUUUUCUUUGGCAUGCCUGGCUUUUUAAAUGAUAUUACUGUUCUUGACAAGUCGCCUUUAUUUGCUGAAUUAACUAGAAGAUGUGCCCCUGCUGCCAACUACACCAUCAAUAACCACGCGUACACCAUGGGGUAUUAUCUUGCUGAUUGUAUCUAUCCUCGUUGGGCAACGAUUGUGAAAACAAUAUCUCAACCUCAAGGCGCAAAGAGACAACUAUUUGCGAGGAUGCAGGAGGCAUGUCGGAAAGAUGUCAAAAGGGCAUUUGGAGUGCUCCAAGCAUGA